GCUCCGGCCCGUGGCCUCCGGGACGCUACGGCGCAGGGGAGCGGCUCGUGCGCGCCCCGGGCCCGGGUGUCGCCGAUGAGGGUGCGCCCCGCCCGCGCCCCCGCCGCCAGCCCUUGCGGGUCACGCCGUCCGGGCGCGGGCCGCCGCCUAAGGUGGAGAGGGGGUGCCCAGGGUCUUCGGUGACCCCUGGCCUGGGGGCUGGGCUUGCUUCUGGUCUCCCGCGACACUACGCGCCAAGCUGGAAUCUGGAAACAGCGCCUGCGUUUGGGGCUCAGGGCCGCGCCUGGGCUGGAGACGGGCGCAGGACCAUCCGAACCCGGGCAGUCGCCGCCCGAGCUGGAGAGGCGGCGCCCGGGGUCUGGGGUGGCCUCUGGAUGGGAGGCGGAGUCGCACCUAGGCUCGGAUGGACGCCUAGGCUGUGCGCUUGGGGGUCGUUUCUGCGGCGCAGAAGAGGGGUUGCGCUUGGUGUGGGCGGGUGGAGCUUGCAGUCCAUCUGGAACCCGAGAAGGGAGUUGCGCGGGAGUCGGGAGACCAGGUAUCUAAAGGAGUUUAGGACAGAGCAGUGCCCCCUGUUUUUGCAGCAUAAGUGCAGCCAGCACAGGCCGUUCACCUGUUUCCAUUGGCAUUUCCUAAAUCAGCGUCGGCGCAGACCGCUCCGACGGCGGGAUGGCACCUUCAACUACAGCCCGGACGUGUACUGCUCCAAGUAUGAUGAGGCCACCGGCCUGUGUCCCGACGGCGACGAAUGCCCCUACCUGCAUCGAACAACUGGAGACACUGAGCGCAAGUACCACCUGCGCUACUACAAGACAGGCACAUGCAUCCAUGAAACAGAUGCUCGGGGCCACUGUGUGAAGAACGGUUUGCACUGUGCCUUUGCACACGGGCCCCUGGACCUGCGGCCACCUGUGUGCGACAUCAGGGAGCUUCAGGCUCAGGAAGCCCUGCAGAACGGCCAGCUCAGCGGUGGGGAUGGUGUUCCUGAUCUGCAGCCUGGUGUCUUGGCCAGCCAGGCCAUGAUUGAGAAGAUCCUGGGGGAGGAUCCUCGGUGGCAAGACAGUAACUUCGUAUUGGGCAGCUAUAAGACGGAACAGUGCCCAAAGCCGCCACGCCUAUGUCGCCAGGGCUAUGCCUGUCCACACUACCACAACAGUAGAGACCGCCGUCGGAACCCCAGGAUGUUCCAGUACAGGUCUACGCCCUGCCCUAGUGUGAAGCAUGGUGACGAGUGGGGUGAGCCCUCCCGGUGUGACGGUGGGGACGGCUGUCAGUAUUGCCAUUCCCGUACGGAGCAGCAGUUUCAUCCUGAGAUCUACAAAUCUACAAAAUGCAACGAUAUGCGCCAAACUGGCUACUGCCCUCGGGGCCCCUUCUGUGCCUUUGCACAUGUUGAGAAAAGCCUGGGAAUGGUGAAUGACUGGAGCUGCCGUGAUCUCAACUCCAACAGCAACUCAGCUUACAGCAGCCAGCCUGGAAGUGCCAAAAGGAAAGACUCUCCCUCUGAAGGAAGCCAGAAAUCUAGUGAGGACAGCAAGCAGAACCACCUCGCUGUGUUCUCCGUGCUUCACCCGCUGGCCCCCAGCAUAAGCUCCAGUGUGGCAUCGAGUUUGGCAUCUAGCACUGGCUCAGGUAGCUCCUCUCCCACCGCUCUGCCUACCCUCCCUGCCCGUGCCCUCCCACUGGAUCCAGCUGGUAACACUGUGGAGGCAGUCCUAGGUUCUGCAUUAGAUCUCCAUCUUAGUGACAUAAAUAUUGCGUCCUUAGAUAAAGACUUGGAAGAGCAGGACCUUGGAUUGACAGGUCCCAGGUCGCUGGCAGGCUCAGCACCCGUCACCAUCCCGGGCUCCCUGCCCCGCUCGCCAUCCCUGCACUCGUCCUCCUCCCUGUCCACCUCCCCACUCAGCUCGCUCUCCCAGUCCCUGUCCGGGCCACUCGUCUCCUCGGCUAUGACGCCCCCCCAGCAGCCACCACCCCUCCGGUCGGAGCCGGCUACGCUGGGCUCUGCAGCCUCAUCUUACAACUCUUUAGGUUUGAACGGCGUCCCUGGGAGCAUCUGGGACUUUGUUUCUGGCAGCUUCUCUCCUAGCCCAUCCCCCAUUCUGAACUCUGGCCCUUCGGCUUCCUCAAGUGCAAGUCCAAACAGUGCUGAGCUGGCACGGGUCAGGCGACAGCUAGAUGAAGCCAAAAGAAAGAUCAGGCAGUGGGAAGAGUCUUGGCAGCGAGUGAAGCAGGCCUGUGAUGCCUGGCAGAGAGAGGCUCAGGAGGCCAAGGAGAGAGCCCGUGUAGCGGACAGUGACCGGCAGCUGGCCGUGCAGAGGAAGGAGGAGGUGGAGGCCCAGGUGAAGCAGCUGCAAGAGGAGCUAGAGGGCCUGGGUUUGUCCUCACUGCCAGGGCUGCGGAACUUGGGUGACAUCAGCGACAUCCCUCUCCCCAAGCUGCAUUCCCUGCAGAGCCAGCUGCGCCUGGACCUGGAGGCCGUGGACGGGGUGAUCUUCCAACUUCGUGCCAAACAGUGUGUGGGCUGCCAGGAGAGGGCCCAUGGCACUGUCCUUCGGCCCUGCCAGCACCGUGUCUUAUGCGAGCUGUGUGCAGCCAGUACCCCUGAGUGCCCCUACUGCAAGGGCCAGCCCCUCCCAUGGUGAUGAGAACCAGACCCAUUCCUUCCCUGGUGAGCAGUGCAAAGGCCUCAGCAUGCCAUGUGCUACUACAGUGUCGAAACUGGCCUCCAGUACCACCCACCAGGAUGUGAGUUCAUGCCCACUGUCCACCAGCCUUUCAGAUCACUUUUUCUUCCCUACUAUGUCCUACCAAUGGUGUCAGGUAUUCUCAGAAAACCUCUGAAGCACCACCAAACCCACUGCCUGUCCCAUGGGAGGGUGGCAUGUUUUUGGUGCCCCCAGUCCUUGACACUGCUGUGGCCAGGCCAGUGGGAGGUCAGGCCUUGUCAAAGCACUUUGUAAACCGAGGAAUUUAGACAUUAUAAAUUGUAUAAGCUGCUUUCUAGGUCCAUGUUUUUUAAUAUGCGAUAACAUGAAGCUUUAUAAGUGUACUGUGAA
Onychomys torridus (southern grasshopper mouse) is the source of this 3056-nucleotide messenger RNA. It is a transcript of the gene Unkl, whose product is annotated as unk like zinc finger. Bases 375 to 2642 code for a protein of 755 amino acids. Lineage: Eukaryota; Metazoa; Chordata; Mammalia; Rodentia; Cricetidae. Gene Ontology annotation, molecular function: metal ion binding. The record is from RefSeq and is a predicted model, not a curated record. The transcript has 15 exons.